AAGAUCCUAACAAUAAAAGUCAUAAAAAACAAGUUAGUCAUUUCUCUUUUAUUGACAUGAACUAGAACAUUGUAUCAAGUUUUGCUAGCAUAACUACAACGUGCAGCAGCUUUGUUCAAUCCACAACUUAUUCAAAUAAUUCAAGAACUCAACAAUGAAAUUGGUUCAAAUGUAUUCAUGGGAGCCAACACAAGGCAAAUGGCCCUUGACUUCGUCAAUAAUCCUCAAGCAUAUGGAUUUGUUACAUCACAGAUAGCAUGUUGUGGUCAAGGACCCUACAAUGGACUUGGGCUAUGCACACCACUGUCUAAUUUAUGCCCUAACCGUGACGAAUAUGCAUUUUGGGAUGCAUUUCAUCCAUCUGAAAAGGCUAACAGCUUGAUUGUUCAACAGAUUUUAUCAGGCACAAUAGAUUAUAUGUAUCCAAUGAAUCUCAGCACUGUUUUAGCCUUGGAUUCUAAAAACACAUAGCAAGCUUUGAUUUUAAUAUUGCUGCAAGUUUUUUCUAUCUUUGAAAAAGUUGAUCUGCUUGUUAAUUUGUGAUUUAUAUGUAUAAGUUGGAUUGGAGCUUUAAAAGUUACAACUCCCUAAAUAGUACUCGAUGUCUUAGUAGUGGAUGGAUGAGGG
Medicago truncatula (barrel medic) is the source of this 627-nucleotide messenger RNA. RefSeq names its product GDSL esterase/lipase At5g33370. Lineage: Eukaryota; Viridiplantae; Streptophyta; Magnoliopsida; Fabales; Fabaceae. The transcript is spliced from 2 exons. Gene Ontology annotation, molecular function: hydrolase activity, acting on ester bonds. Bases 178 to 471 code for a protein of 97 amino acids. The record is from RefSeq and is a predicted model, not a curated record.